UGACGCCAGCGAGGGGCGGGUUAUCAACAACAGAGUUGGUCUGUGAAGCUAACUGAGGGAGAGGGCUCGAGUGUUGUUUUGAAUUUACGAUAAGACACCGACUGGAAAGGGGGGCUAGGGCCUGUGGAUAAGAUGGCGGAUGUAGGAGACGAUGAAACUCGGUCGGUUCUCCCUGCGGCAUCCCGUAACGGUCCGGCCGUCGGUUCGUCUGCGGGCACCGCGGGCCAUAGCACAGCUAGCAUCACGGUAACGUCCGGUCCGCGGACCGUGAGGAUCGUCAAGUCCGAGUCUGGCUACGGCUUCAACGUCCGCGGUCAAGUCAGCGAAGGAGGACAGCUUAGGAGCAUCAACGGGGAACUGUACGCUCCUCUGCAGCAUGUCAGCGCUGUACUGCCCGGAGGUGCGGCAGACCGAGCCGGGAUAGCAAAGGGUGACAGGAUCCUGGAGGUUAAUGGGGUGAGUGUGGAAGGUGCCACCCAUAAGCAGGUGGUGGAUCUGAUCCGUGCAGGGGAGAAGGAGCUGGUCCUGGCGGUUCUGUCUGUCCCAGCUCAGGAGGCUGAUGGACUGGAAGGAGGAGAGGAGGUCCAACCCAACUAUGACUACAGUGACAAGCAGGCAGUGCCCAUAUCUGUUCCCACAUACAAACAUGUAGAGCAGCACUCAGAGAGAUUUGUGGUGUACAACGUGUACAUGUCAGGUAGACAGCUGUGUUCAAAGCGCUACAGGGAGUUUGCCAUCCUGCAUCAGAACCUAAAGAGGGAGUUUUCCAACUACAACUUCCCAAAGAUUCCUGGUAAAUGGCCCUUCUCCUUGUCUGAACAGCAACUGGAUGCACGCCGUAGAGGCCUGGAGGAAUAUCUCGAGCGAGUUUGCUCUGUGCGGGUGAUCGGGGAGAGUGACAUCAUGCAGGAGUUUCUCUCUGAAUCAGAUGAGAACUACAAUGGAGUGACGGAUGUGGAGCUGCGGAUAGCUCUGCCAGACAACACCACCAUCUCUGUCAGAGUCCGCAAGAACAGCACCACAGACCAGGUGUACCAGGCAUUAGUGAUAAAGGUUGGAAUGGACAGUAUUAUGGCAAGCUACUUUGCCCUUUUUGAAGUCAUCAACCACACCUUUGUGCGGAAGCUGGCACCUAAUGAGUUUCCCCACAAGCUUUAUGUGCAGAAUUACACGUCGGCCGUGCCGGGGACUUGCCUGGCGCUCCGCAAAUGGUUGUUCAGCUUUCAGGAGGAGGAGUUGCUAAGAGACAACCCGCUGGCACUGCACUACUGCUUUCACCAGGCAUUGGAAGAUGCGAAGAAGGGAUUCAUAAAGACAGAGGACAAGUCCUACCAGCUGCAGAAACUGGCAGAGCAGCGCAAGAUGGCCACGUACCUGAGUCUGUUGCGGACAUGUGAGGGCUAUAACGAGGUGGCGUUCCCCCACUGCUCCUGUGACUCUAGGAGGAAGGGACAUGUCAUCACAGCCAUCAGCAUCCAUCACUUCAAGCUGCACGCCUGCACCGAGGACGGCACACUGGAGAACCAGGUGAUAGCUUUUGAAUGGGCCGAGAUGCAGCGCUGGGAUACUGAUGAGGAGGGGAUGGCUUUCUGCUUUGAAUACGCCAGAGGAGAGAAGAAACCUCGCUGGGUCAAGAUCUUCACUCCAUACUUUAACUACAUGCACGAGUGCUUUGAGCGAGUCUUUUGUGAGCUGAAGUGGAGGAAACAGGUUGAGGAAGAGGCAUCUGACAAAGACAACAAAAACUGCAGUAACAAUGAGUAUCUGCCUCCUCUGGAGACACAGCAGAAGGGAUGGCGCCACCUAGGGGGAGAGAUCGCAACUUCCUAAAAAUCAUUUGUCAUCACUCGAACUAGAACUGGUCCACUUGCAUCUUCACAGCCACCCCAGAGAGCGCCCAUUGAAAAACACAGAACUGAUUGACAGACUGAGGCGAUCCAUGCCCCGAAAAACAAACUGGAAGUGACCGACUUUGGGAAAAUUGGAAUUGACACACUUAUCUGACCCCAGGGAUACACACAGCAAGAAGAGCAACGAAGGAAAAUAAACAAAAGCCAACUUUCAUGUCAUUUAGUUGAUCUACGUAGCGUGUCUGUUUUCCUCCAUGCUUCUGCCCUGUGAUGUUUGAGGACACAAGCAAAUUCUCGCCACCUGGUUGAGCUGUAACAUGCAAACGAUGUGUGACCAGGCAGGGUCCGCACAGCGCUGCGGCACCUUCUGCGCAAAGGCAGCACCUCAAUGAACCGCCAUCUGACAAAGGAGCUGACGUGUGAUAUGAUUGUCCAAAUCGAUCGGCUCAGACCGAUCCAGCCCGAUCCAGCAAGACCCUCGGCUUCUGAACGAAGCUGAGAUGAUAAAUAUGAAUGAUGAGAUACAGAAAAAUGGCUUUUAGCAGGUAGUGAUAAAGAAAUAAAGCAAAAUCAUGCUUUACACCGGUGAUGGACAUUAACUCAAAAAUAAUGUUUUGUGUCUGUAAGGUCAGAAUAUUGUCUGUCAGAAAGCGUGGUCGACUAACUGAAAAUGUAUGUUGGGGGGGUUCAUAAUUAUGUGUAUGUUUAACAAUCUUAGUUCUGACAAAAUAUAGAUUAAUAUAAAGCUCUAAUAAUUGGUUUCUUGAUCUAACAUGAGGAAACACUAACAGCAUACAAGCUGCUCUAACAAAUCUCUUUUCACAUUUUGUUCUGGCCUAGCGUACUCUACCCACAGAAAUACGUCUGUUGGCAGUCUGCCAUUAAUGUCAGUAUGUGUAUUUAUCACCCUCGCAAGUGUUUGUUUAUUGUGGUGAUUUUGCAGAGCUUGUAAGUUGAGGAAGAGGCAUUCUCUUUGCAGAGAUGAUCUCUUGGAAAACAAGGUUGGUGGGCCAAAAUGUUUUGAAAUGGCACAGGUUCUGACCCACAGAUUGUGAAAAUGAAAAUAGGACAGGAGAGUUUUCACUCUCGUGCUGCAGUUUUCUGAACAGGCAGCAGAGAGCAGCAGAGUGUGAGACAGAUUUAGUGGAAGGCUUUGAGCAGAUAUAGAAAUCUUCUUAGAGCUUCUUAAAGAGUGAUCCCUCGGGCACUGUAACUCACCCAAAAGUAUCACUCCUGUGCAGCUCGUCCAUUAACCAUGUCAGGAGGACAGAUGGUGUGUGUGUAUGUGUGUUGUACAGAGAAUAGAUGGCGCAUAAAGUUGUGCGACUGCGACCACAACCAUUAGAAUACACAGCAAUGCAAGCAGCUGUCUGCCUCCUAAUGCACCUGCAUUGGUACAGUAUUAGUUGUGUGUAAAUGCUCAUGACGUAUGAUUUCAUGACACACGACACAGAUUUUCUUUGUGUUUUAGAGCAGCAUUUUACACAAAUAUAACAGUUUUUUUUUCUUAUCACAGAUGUUCUGUUUCCCAAAUAUGUUUGACUCACUUUAAAUGUGUAGACUGAAGAUUGACAUGCUGACAAAAAAAUCUGGAUGGAAACAGUGUGCUGAAAUGUGUUGAUUUCACCUGAAAGCAAUAGAGUUUGUAUUUCCCCCUAAUGCUUAGUAGUUUAUCUUGGCUCAUUCAAUACUGACUCAUUCUUAACAUUCACUCACGGUCUGGCAACAACCAAAGACCUGAAGUGGAGACUGAUGUUUUUUUUUUUCACACUUACUUUUAGAGCAUAAGUUCAAGUUUCACUGGCGUAAAAAUAUAUACAUUUAAAUAUUUUUUUUCUCAGGUUUAGCUUAGAUUUACGUUCAAUAAAUGUUUUAAUUCAUGCCGAGGUUUAGUCAUAAUUUCAGUCAGUUAACUUGGAGCAUGCUUUUUGAGAGUGUGUGUGUGCUGUUCGUGUAUGCGUGUGUCCUCUAUGUUUAUCAUUGCCAUUGCUGAUAAGCUUUUAGGCUCUGAUUGGACGUGUUUGACAAGCUGUCGGUGAAAGAGCCUGAAAAUAAAGAUGGUGUUUUGUAUCUGUAUGACAGCAGAGACGCCAGACAGAUGGAGACAAAUAGGAGGCGUCUCCGGUUGUUUAGCUAACAUUUACAGCCGCUCACAAACACACACAUGCACAUCUCCGUCUCCCUGCUGCGCUGCGUUUAUGUUUUGACAAAAUUGUGUAACAAGGAAAGAUAUAUAGUUUGUUAUGUGUCAUCUAGUGGUUGCCGCUUAGGACAGGCCUCAGUUAUACAACAGCUUAAGGCAAUAUAUGUAUGUGUAUGUUUUACAAGCACAGCGCAGAUAGCUGAAUUGUAAAAGAAAUCGCAAUGGAUGGUCAUUCUGACAGCCAGAGUAAUAGCCAAUUUAGAGAUGGAUGACAUAAGAAUUGGAGUUAUUCAACCAUGAUGGUGAUUAUUUUUUCCUUUGUGAGACGUAGAGAGAGAGGCAAAUAGAGGCGGUGUUACUGUGUGUUGGCUUUGCUGUCCUUCGGCUCGUUCUUGUGUCCAGGUUGGUCUCCCGUCCUUACAGGAGGAUGUGGUUGCCGUGGCAGCACCACGUUGGCUCAACACACUAGCCUCUGUUCCUUUUAUUCCUCUCAGCCAACUGACUCACUCCUCCCAAUAAUGUAUUCAAAGCAGUGUUUUUUGUGUUUGAUGUUUGUUCUCUGUCCCUGUGGCUCAUGCUGCUGUGAAUAUGCUUUUAGAAAGCUGCUGUUCUUUUUUCUGUGUUUCGGUUUGACUUGUCUGCGCCAGGUGCCAUCUUCCGCUCAGUCACAGACAGGUGUAUGUGUGUACUGCUGUCGUCCGUUUCUGCCACCGGUGGGUUAAAUGUCAUCGUAGCAGUGUUUAGGUGAGAGCAGAGGGAUGACAGGAAUGUUAAGAAGCACGUCUUUGUAUGGUUGGCCCGUGUUUGUGAAUCAGUGUACGCUGUGCUGUGGGCUACCUGUGUUUGUGUUUGAGAUGCUGGACAGCCUUGACUUGUAAGUGACUUAUUCUCAAAAAGAUGGUAGAAUCCCCUGCAGGACAUAGCAGAUAACGAAUGUUGGAUGGCACAGAAAACACGCUGGAAUCCGAAUAAAGUGAACAUGUCCAUGUGUGCACCAUGGAGGCUGAAGAGUUUGUGUGCAUCACGAUGCUCCUUUUGUAAAAUGCUUUCGCUACAGUAACACAUCUGUUUUUAGAGUGUGUGCCAAAUCGGCACUGAUUUCCAUCAGAUCAGUCAGUGGCAGACAUUUCGUAUGCUCUUUGGUUCGUUUGAAUUCUACAGCAUUUCAGACACAGAGUUCAGUGUUUGAACUGGCAUUUAUGAGGCGGCUCAGUCAGUCUCUUUCCUUUGACACUGUUGCUUCAGUCGGAGCCGCUAUGUUUAGUCUUCAUCAGCGCUUUUGUGCCGGUUUGAUGUUUGUUGACCUCUGAAUAACACAUCUGACUUGGAGGGCAUUAGCUGCUGGCUCUUCCAUUUCGGAUCCUGGGUCAUUUCAUGACUAACAUGAAGAGUGGAUGUGAGUGCAGUUUUAAAAAGUGUUAGCCUUUGUGUAAUUAAUUUUGUGUCCAUUGCUUUGAAACACAGGGUUUUCCAUCGCAAGUAGGCAGUGACAUUAAUUAAAAACCUAAGCCUUGUUUGUCUGUCUUCAGCAUAACCUGUAAAUAGUUGUUUUAAGAAGAAAAAGAGAAAAAUCUCUUGGACAAAAUGCACUCUUGUUUCUCCAACGCAAAACUUUUAUUUAUUUAAACAGAAAUUAGAAAUAUUGGGGAAAUUAAAGUGUACAAGGCUGGAGCCACCGUUGAUCAUUAAUUUUGUGCGUGGGGAACAGCUGAAUGGAAGAUGAUCUAACUACACAAGCUGUUUAAAGCACAGGCAGCAUCUAAACACAUCAUCAAUUAACACCUGAUGUGGAACUAGCCUACAAAAUGGAAAUUUUAUAUCUUAAAAAAACACAUGAAGGUUUACUAACCAAUAUAAGAAAAAGGAAAAACGGUUUGAAAAUGUUGUGUAGAGUAAUAAAUUGUUACAAUAUUUUAAAUAAAGUUAUAUAUUGGGAAACAAA
This is a messenger RNA of Eleginops maclovinus (Patagonian blennie), 5935 nucleotides long. It is a transcript of the gene snx27a, whose product is annotated as sorting nexin 27a. The transcript has 13 exons. The coding region runs from base 133 to 1830 and encodes 565 amino acids. Gene Ontology annotation, biological process: intracellular protein transport; endocytic recycling; signal transduction. Gene Ontology annotation, molecular function: phosphatidylinositol-3-phosphate binding; protein binding. NCBI's taxonomy places the organism in Eukaryota, Metazoa, Chordata, Actinopteri, Perciformes, Eleginopidae. The record is from RefSeq and is a predicted model, not a curated record. Gene Ontology annotation, cellular component: early endosome.